AAAAAAAUCUGACUAUAUUAUAUUUUUUAAAACUAAAGGAAGGAAAAGAAGGCUUCUUAUCUAUCAUAACCAGAGAACUGAAACACUGGGAAAAUGGCGACCUUAACACCUUCCACUCUGCAACUCACAAAAUCAAACUCAAUCUUCUCACAAUCCCCCAUCAAACUCCACGCGCCAUCUUACUUCUCCUUCACCACACGCGCCACCACGGACGAAUCCUCACCGUCCGACACAGAAGAAGAAACCGAAACAUCCUCGGACCUGGACAGCUUCGAGAGUAAGCUGUCCCAAGUCCGGCUCCGGUAUCGAAGCGGAACGGGUAAAAAAGCGGAGCUCCGAAAGACACGAAAGGGCAAAACAGCAACAGCCGGAUCGGGGUCCGGGUCGAACAUGUUCCUCCCGCCAAUUCCACUGAAGGAACCGGUAUCUGAUGGACUAAAUGUCGAAUUCGGGUUCAGCCCGUAUUCGGAGCGGGUCAAUGGCCGGAUCGCGGGUCUCGGGUUAGCAGCUUUGCUAUUAGUGGAACUUGCGACAGGUAAGAGCGUGAUUAAUUAUCACACGCCGUCAAUUGUGUUUAUUCAGAUUUAUUUUGUGGCGGCUUUAGCGGCUGUGUAUUUGAAGUUUGAGAAAGAAAAAGUUAGUGUUUGGCCUAAAUAGUUAGUUUACCUGCUAAGCAAUGAGCUGCCUUUGUUGAGCUCAUUGAGAAUCUUUUUUCCAAUUUGUUGAACAGUUUAUUAUACCAUUAUUAAAAUGUGCAUUUGUAUUA
This is a messenger RNA of Nicotiana attenuata, 766 nucleotides long. RefSeq lists its product as uncharacterized. The record is from RefSeq and is a predicted model, not a curated record. Lineage: Eukaryota; Viridiplantae; Streptophyta; Magnoliopsida; Solanales; Solanaceae. The transcript has a single exon. Bases 94 to 657 code for a protein of 187 amino acids.